CAACAGUUUCUCUAACUGAACGCGCCCAUUGACAUGUUCAGUUCACUAGAGUGACACCGUUUUUGUAGAUAUGUUUUCUUUUAUUUAAUCAUCAAUUUUCAUGAUUUUUAUAAAUUCUCGAGAUAAAUGAUGUAAAGGUUUGCGCGAAUUUAUCAUAUGAAUUGCAUAGUUAAUCAUCUCGCAAGUUAUUUCGUUUUAUACGUAUAGUACUUAUAAGUAGCUGUGAUAACUUAGUCGUAAAUAAACGCGUCAUCUGCUACGUUCUCGAUUGUCUGACAGUUUCUUUCGAAAGCUUUCGAGAGUAAAAUUAUGGCCGCGUUGCAAGAAAACUCGUAUUAAUUCGCAUCAAUAAUGGUUGCUGCUGGAGCCACAGUUCUGAUGGCAGCUAGUGAGGAGAAUUUGUUGAAUGAAACAGGAAAUGGUAUAACACACUUGGUAAACCAAAGUACUUGUUCCCAAUAUAAUGAAAUACGUUGUAAAAGAAAUAUCGAGUCAUCAGUGAAAGGAGAUGUAGCAACUUGCUCCUCCAAUAUCAUAGAAAAGAAACAUCGUAGUCUUAUAGCAGAGAGGAAUGGUAAAAUAUUAUCUAAGGUACAGUCCAAAGAGAACUGUAAAAAUUUAACAUCUUGUAAAACUACUCCGAUUCGUGAAACCAGAACUUCUAGAUUGCGAGCUGCUUCCAUAGUAUCACCUAGUGAUGUAACAUUAUCAUCCAAAAGAUUACUUGGAUCAGAAGUUCCUGGAACUCAGAGGCACAGUUUAUUCGCUAAGCAGAAAAAUUCCACAUCUUUAGACGGUGGCAUUAUGAAUUCUGUGAAGGAGAGAGAUAAAAACUAUAAACGCAAGUCUUACUUAAAUAGAUCGCGUCAUGUGGAAGCAACGCCUACUGAUCAUUUAAGUGAAGCCGAGUCAAGUGAGAGGCGUUCUAGGAGACAAUCCUUUAAACAAGAUCCGGUAACUGAAAUGGUAUCCAGUCCUGCUGACUCCUGUGAUAAUCGGCAAGCCGCGAGUCCACGUAGGAAGUACACUAAUUCGAAAGUGACUCUCUCUAAAACUUGCCCGUCAUCUUCUGUCGCGACCACAAAGCGCUCGAUUGCACGACAACAACCUAGCAGCGAUGUAGGCGACUCGGAGAUUUCACGAAGAGUGGACGUGCUAACGGCGCUAACGCGAGCCACGAUAGAACGUGUGGAAAGACUCGCAUCUACAACAAUGAGCUGCACAAAUAACUCGCCUGAGAACGUGCAUAGUGUCGCUGAGAAGACGCCAGUGUCGCCAAAAAAGUCGACAGUUUCGAGACACGCGCCAGUUUCAAUCCUAAAGCAUAAAGCGAUCGACGGCGAAGAAGGCGAUCGGCAAGCGUCGUCGAGUGGUUCUUCUCACACCCCGUCGCCAGUAACGUUCUCGCCUUCCGUCACAGAACCAAUUUCCCGCAAGAAACACGGUAUUUUGAAGAAGCGCAGCAGUUUAGAUGAAAACGAAAUAUUGCGUCGUCGCAGCUGCUCUCCCGACGUUUCCUUCGCCGACAAUAUCUAUUCAGAAUUUCGGCCAAUCCUGAAGAAUCAGAGGCGAUCAUCGCUGGACGAGAUUGUCAAGAGAGAUCAGAGCCCUGAUCAGCAGCUUGCCUCUAUAUUGAAACGCAAAUCGUCCAGAGAAGACGACAGAGAGUUUCAUCGGUCGGCAUUGGGAUCGCCGGAGCCGCAGAGUAUCCUGAAGCGAAAACUCGCCAAUAGCGUGCGCGUCAACAGCGGGAAUCAUCACGCAACCAAUCAUCAUGUAACAUCGGACGCUGCGAGCGCGAAUGCGAGUGAAAGCACGAUCGCGUGUACAAGCACGAGUCUCAUUUCCGACGGUCUCGAAGGGUCCGAAGUUCGUCCGAUAUUGAAAAAGAAAUACGGCAGGGAGGAAUUCAUCGGGGGUGACGUCUUGUCGCUCGAGCCUCGGCCUAUACUGAAGAAAAAGUCGAGUACCGAAUCUGACGAACACGAGCAUGAUAGACCGAAGAAGACGAUCCUCAAGUCCUCGCGGAAGAAUUCGUACGAAGAAGGCGGUUACGAGGCGGAGUCGAUUUCACCGCGAAAGCUGUCGGCGCUGAAGAACAGGACGACCGAAGUCGAGAGUGUACGACCUAUACUGAAGCAAACUGGCGGCGGCGGCGGCGGCGGCGGCGGCAAUCGCUACCACGAAGACGCGCGCGAUCAGGCGGCGGACUCGUUUUUGCGAAAGAGAGCUCAGUCCGUGGGUCAUGUGCGAUCCGCUAACAGCGAUGACUGCGCGGAAUCGAUUCGUGUGCUGGCGAAACGAAGAUCUCUCGAAUCCAGCUCGCCGAUCGAUGUGUCGCGUACCUCGACGAUUCCACGUCGUUGUCUCACGACCGACCGACCCAGUGAGAUCUCCUACAUGACGGAUAGUUCCGGUGUGAUUAAAGAAAGUGAGCUGUUGUGCGAAGAAUUCAGUAAAACUGAAGCGAAUGACACGAGCGCUAUGGAAGAGAAGAAUAAAGCAGACUCGCGUGCACACUUGGCGAAGAUCGGCGCCGACGGCGCAAACGACUGCGACGCGAUGGGAACUCUCGGUCAGGCGACCGACAGGAAGGAGACUGUGGAAGACGCGCAGAGAGAUUACGAGGAUUACACCACCGUUCGUCGCAGCAACAGCGUGUCGAAAAUGACACAAUAUUUCAAGACUCUGCAAGAGAAGGUGAACACUGCCGCUGCGGAAAACUGCUCUCAGCAUUUAGUCACGCAAAGAUUGUCGUACGGCAUGCAACGUUAUCGCGAACGUAAAGUGCAAUGCAGCGAAAGAUUCAACACUCAGCCGGUAACUUUCCAAGAAGUGCGCGAAGCGGUCCUACAAAAUCAGCGCAAUGCUGCAUUGAGCGUUGCGGGAACGCCCGACGACGAACCGGAGCCGUCCAAGCUGAGUUUGGCCGAACGCGUGCGACUCUUCGACCAAAAGAUCGCGACCACGGACACUGCCGCAAUGAAUGUCGCGUAUCCGGAGAAGCUCACUCAGAAGAGACGACCGUCCACUCGUUACAAAACACAGCCUGUAACAUCCAAGGAGGUUGAGGUCGCGUCCCGAUUGUCAUCGCUCAACGCGAAUCAUCAAACUCAAACCUCAAAUGUUGAAGGGUGCUCGAACGAAAGCCAGAAAGCGUUUACAACGUCGCUUACGUCGUCGCUUACAAUAAUGUCCCAGCACGAUUUACCGAAAAGUAUUUUAAAGUCAUCCACUGGUUAUAUGCAGAAUCUGUCGUGUGCCAAAAAUUUCGAACCGUCGGGUACAAAGUUGGUGAAGUCUAUGCUGAAGAGAGAGUGCGAAGACUCGGAGCAAUCGGCGGCGACCUUGCCGAGUUGCGACGUGUACCCGCGUUCUAUUCUCAAGAGUAAUCCUUGCUUCAAGUCCGGUCAGACUGUAAAUGUCGUUGACGUAGCUGCAUCAAAAAGCGAGAGGGGCGCGUGUGGUAACGAGAAGCAAAACUUGAGCAGCGAAAUCGUCAAGUUUUGCGAGAAAUUAAAUAGUUCCAAUGGAAUGACCAAUAUCACACAACAUAAUUUACAACUUUACUCUCGCGACGAUACGUGUACGAUUGCGUUCAAGGACGCCCAGGAAAACGAAGCUACAGUGCCUUCCCAUAAAACUGCAAUAUUUUGGAACGAAGAAAUCCCUUCGGAUCGGACCAAGUGCAAGAUUGACACAAUUUCGAGUAGCGUAGCGAGAAAAAACAGCGAUAAGUGCCGUGAUAAUGCGUUGGCGGCCAAGCCGAAUCGGCCAUUAGAUGGCAGUGGCAACAAUAAUGACGACGAAGAUAAGUACUGUAACAAUGGGAGCGACGACCAAGGAAAAGAUGGCGACGAGGGGGGAAAGAAGGAGACGGCGAAGCAGGACGACGAUGAUGAUAAUGAGCGUGCAUCGUCGUCCCUCGCCGAUCGCCAGGUGCAGCGCGCUGUUACGAAUGAGAAGCGCGUCGCGCAACAUGGUUUGCCUUCACCGGAACGAUGUCGCAGCGCGACGCAAGUGAUAGCGUCGAUAGAGACGAGCGACACGCCGAGUGUAAGUAUCGCCGAUCGGCUGGCCGCGCUACGUCACAACGGUAGCACGAACUGGAAACAACGCAUGGCCGGCGGCCGAACUGAGGAAUCGUGCGGCGCGUCGUCGUUGAAGGAUUUAAAAGAGAACACGACGACGAUUAAGUCGAACGUGCUGGCCGACUGUAUUGGUAAACUAGAGUCCGCUAUGGAAGGCUGGAAGACUAGAGUCGUGACGCCGGACGCGAUCAACUUCACCGUCGCUGGAAAAAUGAAAGUAACUCAAUCGAAAGACGUUGAUACGCCGUUUCUCUCGAAAGCCACGGCGAAUGUUCCGAGCCAGAAGAAACAAGCAUCGCGCUCGCAAUGGUUGAAAACGAGGAAAGUAUGUAACGACGGCGCAGUAUCGACUCCUACUAGUCCGUGCAAAGAUUGGUCUUCUGCCACGCGUACGAGCUUCUCGGAACCCGUGAGCGACGAUAGCGGUGAAGAAUGUAAAACGGAGCAUGUCUUGUCGCCGACUGUUUCAGUACCUAAAAUGGACGACGAAACGUUCACCUCUUUCUUUAGCGGUGUGUCGCUGGAAAAGUGCGGGACCGAGUGUCUCGAUUUAGAUGAGAAUGCCUUCAAUAUAGUUGCACCACACUCUGAAUUAUUAGUGCAAAAGCGGAACAUACGAAUGCAACGUCGACGAGCAACCUCUAAAAAUCCUCUCAAAGUUCUCGCGGCACGCACUGAUUUGAGGUCAGAAUAUACCGAAAUUCAUACGGAUGUGGCUGCGAGAAUGCUCAACAGCUUGAGUGUAAAGAUCACCAAGAGCUCGUCUUUCACCGUCGAGGCUCUUGCCGGUUUGGCUUCUACUGAAGAUUUUAGCACAGUGACUUUGAGAAAUGUAACGGAAAUCGGCAUAUCAACAAACAAAUUGCAGCCGUAUAAAGACGUAAUGCUGAUAUUGAUUAAAGGAAGACGCCACGUUCAAGCCAGACUGGUCGAGCCUGUCGCCGAGAGUAUCAAUAGCGGUGAUAAUUACAUAUUGGUGACGAAAUCUGAGGUUUUUAAUUAUGUCGGGAAAUACAGCAAUGUUAUUGAGAAAACCCGUGCCGCCGAGAUCGCAUUAAGUAUUCAACAGCAAAAAGAUCUAGGUUGUCAAGCUACUCAAGUUAUCACUAUAAAUGAAGACAAACUCAUUUGUACGAGGAAUCAAGUUGAAAAGUUUUGGCAUUAUCUUGGUGUGCGCGAUGGUGGAAGAUUAAAUGUUACCGAGGCUGGCAAUCCCGAUGAGGAUGAGUUGUAUGAAUCCGCUAUUAUCGAUACAAAUAUGGUGUAUGAAUUGAAGAACGAACAAUUGGUGCCUCGCGAAAAGUUAUGGGGCACGCUUCCCAAAAUAGAAAUGCUCGAUAAAAACAAGAUUCUAGUAUUCGAUUUUGGCACCGAGAUGUACAUUUGGAACGGUAAAGGAGUCUCGGCAGAGAAGAAGAGGCUUGCCACGCAACUUGCUACAGAGAUGUGGAAUAAUGGAUAUGAUUAUAGCGAGUGUGUCGCUUGUCCGAUUGACGCGGCCCGCGUGAUCGGUAAUCGAAGCAACGCGGCUCCGCUCACAAAAUCCGCCAAAAGCAGGCCCGAAUGGUGUCUGCUCGCCAAGUUAACUCAACACGUCGAAACGAUACUUUUCCGGGAGAAGUUUCUCGACUGGCCUAAUAUUGUUGCGAAUGUGAAAGCACGAGGCCGGAAGGAUAGCGCGCGACAAAUGGACGGCGCUACAACGGUGCAUUUGGAUGAUAGCGAUGAUAUGUGGUUACCGAACACCACUCCGGUCGAUCUGGUUUUAGAAGGUUGUCAUUUGGGUAGAGGCAUUGGUUGCUAUGAUAAUGAGUUAAGGAAAGAAUAUGUCAUCGCUACGACAUGCGUGAUGGUGUGGUACAUUGAUGAAUUCUCGCAUACGCGUUUAGAUGGCUCGUCCAUUGGCCAAUUCUAUUCUGGUGACAGCUAUAUCGUUCAGUGGACGUAUUCCGUCACGAUUACCGGCCGAGAAUUGAGUGGUCUGCCGUCUAAACACUCGGCAAAGGGUCGCGACAGGUCUGUAUAUUUUAUUUGGCAAGGCCGGCACGCGUCCUUGAAUGAACGGGGUGCCGCAGCGUUGCUAACGGUUGAAUUGGACAGUGAUCAAGGGGUACCUCAGGUUCGCAUUGUCCAAGGACACGAACCGGCUGUAUUCUUAAAUUUAUUCUGCGGAAGGAUGGUGGUGCACACUGGUAAGAAAUCUGAGAAGAAAGUCGAGAAACGAUGGAGAUUCUACAUUUGUCGAGGUACCUUGGAGUCUGAGGUAUUGAUCGAGAUCCCUUGCAGCACUCGACAAUUGAGAAGUAGAGGUUCCUUUCUGCUGCUGGAUACCAAAAAUGCGAAAAUAUACAUCUGGCAUGGGAACCACUCGUUGCGCCACAUCAGAGAGAAUGCAAUCAAAGCUGCAAACAAGUUGAAAGAGAAUCGACCCGAAGAAGCUGGAUUGUCGAAAGAAAAUGAAGUACAAAUAUAUGAAAUUCAAGAGGGUUCGGAACCUGAAGAAUUUAAUAACGCAUUAGGUGGCGUGAAUAAAAAGUUAUACUGGUCGCUGGAAACAACUGAAAUACAAGAUCAUACUCCAAGGCUUUAUCAUUUAUCGAGCAUCUUUCAAAAAUUCCGCGCAACGGAAAUACUUUGUCUCCAUCGUGCGGACCUCACGACGCCAUUCCCUUUCCUGCAGGAUGACUUGUAUCAAGCGAGCCAACCAGCUUUAUUUUUAUUGGACGACAAGAACGUGAUUUGGAUUUGGCAAGGAUGGUGGCCCGAUAGUGAAACGGAAGAUCAGUCCGGAACCAAAACUGUUCGGUGGCAGGCUGAGAGGAGAGCAGCGAUGACGAUAGCGAUAAGAUAUUGGCGAAAAACUCGGAGCACACAAACAACGAAUUUUCCAAUCUACUUAGUAUGGGCCGGUUUGGAGCCAUUGCAAUUUAUAAAUCUCUUUCCCGAAUGGACGUAUCGGGAUGAUGUCGCCGAGUUAAACAUGGAGGAUGGCCGAAAUCCAGGAGAAGUGUUAACCGCGGAAAAUGAACUGGCUCGCCUGACGCAAAGCACAUAUCCUCCUGCCCAGCUGUUACAAAGACCUUUACCCGACGGAGUUGAUCCAACUCGCCUGGAACUGUAUUUAUCCCAACAACACUUUCAAGAGCUGUUUGGAAUGAGCAAGGAAGAAUUUCAACAGCUUCCAGUUUGGAAACAAGUAAAUCUGAAGAAAGAAAUGGGACUGUUUUGAUGUAUUGCUUCCAUUGUCUACGCUACGAUCAGCAGCUAUCCUUGCAAAACAUUCGUGGUUUCGUAAACUGUUUCAUCAUGUCUAUCACUUGAGAACUAGAAGGUCUCAAUUUAAAAAAGUAUUUUUGCCGAAACUUGUGUAUAGAAAACGAAACAUUUUGAAAAAUAUUUCGAAAGCGAAUAUGUUAUCGAUAAUAUAAAAUAUAAUAAUUAAGUCGAAGAUUAAGAACCUACGCGAUCGGAAAUAACGUUGUCAGCACUAUCUGCAUUAUAAUGCAUAUGUAUAAUGGUAUAUAGUAGGCAUAUUGGACACAGAUUAUAUAUUUUUAAUACCUAUUACAUGCGAAUCAGCUUGUGAACAUUUUCUUUAUAUUUGUAUGUUCUUUAUAUUUGCGAAUGAAUGCUAUGCUGUUCCGCCUUAAUCCUUCAUAUGUAAUAUCUGUGUAAGAUUU
Messenger RNA from Linepithema humile (Argentine ant), 7771 nucleotides. It is a transcript of the gene Svil, whose product is annotated as supervillin-like. Gene Ontology annotation, cellular component: cytoplasm; actin cytoskeleton. The record is from RefSeq and is a predicted model, not a curated record. NCBI's taxonomy places the organism in Eukaryota, Metazoa, Arthropoda, Insecta, Hymenoptera, Formicidae. Gene Ontology annotation, biological process: actin filament severing; barbed-end actin filament capping; cytoskeleton organization. Gene Ontology annotation, molecular function: actin filament binding; phosphatidylinositol-4,5-bisphosphate binding.